Molecule: messenger RNA, 2474 nt
Organism: Esox lucius (northern pike)
Lineage: Eukaryota; Metazoa; Chordata; Actinopteri; Esociformes; Esocidae
Product: E3 ubiquitin-protein ligase TRIM39
Exons: 14
Coding region: 341-2044 (567 amino acids)
Molecular function (GO): protein binding
Source: RefSeq, a predicted model, not a curated record
AGUGUGUUUGUGUGAGAUACUGGUACCAGACACAUGAACACAGGUGUGAGAGACAGACAUAGAAAAACAAUAAGAGAAGUAGAAAAAGACAGUAGAGGAUAAGUGGACAGUGUUAGAGAGAGUCAGAGAAACGGAGAGUAAAAGAGAGAGAAAGAUAGAAAAGGACAUUCACUUGGACUUAGAUAUCUUCCCUGGACUAAACACUGAACAAAGGAUAACCGACACGACUGACCAGCCAGGCUUCCCACACCUGAACAUUGUACCUGCAGGAGAGCCAGGAAGAGAAACAGAGGUGCUCACCAAUCAGGACAACGCUCCUUCCUGGCCCUAUCAUAACAAGAUGCGAAGACGCUCCUCCAAGUCGGGGGUCUCAAAGCCCAAGACUUGCAAACCCCAAGGUGUGUCUCACCUGUUGUCGGAGGAGCGGCCCCGGGCGUCCUCCUUGGUGUCCCAGCCACCCCCCUACACCGCAGCCCUGUCCCGACGGAGGUUCACCCUGACCGGGGCACAUGACGGAGACAACCUGCUGUGUGACCAAGGACCUCUGGCUGGCAGGUUGCCACUUGCUCAUAGCUUCCUGUCUGAGGAGCAGUUCCAGUGUGCCAUUUGUCUGGAGAUCUUCGUAAACCCCGCCUCCACUCCGUGUGGCCACUCCUUCUGUAUGGCCUGUAUAGGGAAAUACUGGGACGGGGCUAAACUCUGCCAGUGUCCCCUUUGUAAAGAGACCUUUAAGAAACGCCCAGACCUCCAAAUCAACCGGACCCUCAGGGAGAUCACGGAGCAGUUCAAAUCCAUGUCCGCUGUGUCUCGGAUUUGCACCGCGAGCCGCAGGGGAUCCCUGGGAACUGAGGGUGGAGGAGGUGGAGGAGGAGGAGAGGAAGGAGGAGGAGGAGGAGUGAAGGACACGGACCAUCAGGAGAACAAUAUUCUGUGCUUAGAGAAGUGGACGGACAGUAAGACCCAGAUGAAUGUGAUGGAGGCUGAGAUUCAUAAGCUGAUUCUACAGAGGCAGCAGAAGAUGGAUGAGAUCAGGUCAUCGCUGGCUCAGCUACAGCUGGCGGUGGAACAGGAGUCAGACGCCAGCACGCGUGUCUACAGGGACUUGGUGUGUGCCGUGGAGAAGUCACAGGCGGAGCUCCAGGAGGUUAUCGAGAUAAAUAGGCGGGCCGCGGAGCACCAGGCAGAGAUUGCGAUUCGUCAGCUGGAACAGGAAGUGGCUGAGCUGAGGAGGAGAAGCCACACCCUCUCACAGCUGGCCCAAUCUGACGACUAUGGAAACUACAUACAGAGCUACCCCAGUCUCUGCACCCCUCCACCAAUCAGAGACUGGUCCGGGGUGUCAGUGAACACUGACUUGGAAACAGGACCCGUCUACAAGUCGCUGUCUGUUCUGGUCCAACAUUUCCAGGAGGAACUGGCCAGGAUGGCCGAGUUCGGUGUUCCAGCUCCGGUGGUGACUUCUGUAGUUCAGCAGCCCAUGGUGAAGAAGGUUCAGCAGUAUGCAGUGGAUGUGACUCUGGACUCAAGCACCGCCCACCCCAGGCUCGUCCUAUCAGAAGACAAGAAGAAGGUGAAAUGCGGGGACCGCCACCAGCUGCUGCCCGAUAACCCUGAGAGGUUUGAUCGCGUUGUGUGUGUUCUGGGAAAAGAAGGCAUCUCCUCUGGAAGACACUAUUGGGAGGUGGAGGUGGGCGGGAAGACCGACUGGGAUCUGGGCGUGGCCAGCCACUCAAUCACCAGGAAGGGGAAGAUUACGGUUAAUCCCAGCAACGGGUACUGGUUCCUCAGCCUGCGAGACAAACACAACUACGUGUUCCGAACGGAACCGACCACGGAGCUGCCCAUCAACAUCCGGCCCCAGAAGAUCGGUGUCUUUGUGGAUUAUGAGAAGGGCCAGAUAUCAUUCUACAACGUUGAGGCUAAGCUCCACAUCUACACCUUCACGGACACGUUCUGUGAAUUCAUCUACCCCUUCUUCAGUCCAUGCACCAACCAGUCAGGCAAGAAUGAUGGACACCUCAUCAUCACACCUGUUCUCAAGUGACUACGCCACCAAGCUUGGAACGGAUCCAGAACCCAGAACAACACGCACGCAUCACACACAAACAGACAUUCAUAAUUAUGCACAGAUGGGUACACACACACACACACACACACACACACACACAAAAGCAUGGAACACACCAGCUCACAAAUGAAGCUACAUCUGAUAUUACUUUCUAACAUGAUAUUUCCAAUUGACUUUGAAACCAACUUAAAGGUGCAGGUAAUUCAGUGCUUUCUAUACAUUACUGGUUUUCCAUUACAUCUUCUGCUGAUUUUCUAAGGGAACAUAUUUUAUGUAGAAUAUACUGUAAAUAUACCAUAAAAAUGUAAUUUGCCUUGACGAAACUUGGAUGGAAAUACAAAUGCGUUCUUAUCCAGGAACUGUGAAAUGAUUGAAGACCUCACAAUAAACAUUUUCUGAAUAUGGA